Messenger RNA from Hydractinia symbiolongicarpus, 3935 nucleotides. Its product is annotated as remodeling and spacing factor 1-like. Gene Ontology annotation, biological process: regulation of DNA-templated transcription. Gene Ontology annotation, cellular component: RSF complex. The transcript is spliced from 13 exons. Lineage: Eukaryota; Metazoa; Cnidaria; Hydrozoa; Anthoathecata; Hydractiniidae. Bases 322 to 3666 code for a protein of 1114 amino acids. The record is from RefSeq and is a predicted model, not a curated record.
ACUUUAGGUUUAUAACCUGAUAGAAUGGCUUUUUAUUUGUUUGUUUGUUCAAUCGCAGGAAGAGUUAUUAUUGGCUGAAACUAAUGUUUACAAAUUAAAAGAAAACAGCAUUGUCCGAUUUGGUACUGCCGGCAUUAGCAUAAGAUCGAUUUGUCAAAUUAAUUUUAAUUCAUUAUUAUUUCGCCAAUCGGAGACAAAGAAGAUAAGAAUAAGAGAGUCGCUAGUUCAGACACUUGGUUCUCGUGUUUGGGGUUCACGAGUUUAAACGUCCCCCACUUGUCUCCAGCAUGAAGAAACAGAUCACACGCACAUGAUUAUAAAAUGAUUGGGAAAAAGAAAAUGACGGAUCAACAAAAUACUGAGCAAGAUAUAAAUAAUGAAAAAAAGAAUGAUGAACCCAAAAAGGAUGUUGACAUGAUGACUGAAAGUGAGUUUGACAUAGUGAAUGAAGGUCAGAUUGAGAAUGACAAUAAGGAUGACAUCACAGAAACUGUAAAAAUUAAUGAUGAUAAACUCAAGAAUGAUGGCACUAGUGAAAAUAUAAAAGACAAUAUAUCUAAUGAAAAAAUCGAAGAAGAAGAAGAAGAAGAAGAAAUAGUGACUGAAAAUGUUUUUAUUGAUAAAUACUCUGGAAGGACUUCUCAAAUUCCAGAUUUUGCGGUAGUGUAUUCAUUCUUGGACAUGUUUGGCAUAUUUUUGGACUUACCAUACGUUAGCAUAAAUGAUUUAGAACAAUCUAUUGACUCUACAAAAGAAUUAGCAAAGAAGGAUGAUCAAGGUAUCUUGGAACUUUUGCAUAUUAAACUAUUUCGACGACUUAACAAAUCAUCCCGUUUUUCUUCACUUGCAAGCGGUCAAGCCGAUCGAUUAGCAAGAACAAUACUAAAGUUCACGCAGCUAAUUGAUCUAAGCUGUGCUUGGGACCUAGAACAAUUUGGAUAUCAUAUAUUGAGCAGUGCUCAGAGAUUGACAAUUCUGAAGAGCCUCUGUGAGGUGCAAUUUGACGAGAAUGCAAAAUUUCGAACCAGUUUACAAGAAGCAUUCAAAAUAGAUCCUGCUACAUCACUUCGAUUGAUGCCAUUUGGAUAUGAGCAAGAAGGAUUAAAUAUCUGGCUGCACGAAGAUAGAGAUUUUGACAUCCGAGUGUACGCUGGGGAAGAAGAUGAUGUAUCGGGAAAUACUUGGAAAAUCAGAGCAGGCACUCUGGAUGAUUUGGAUGUUUACAUAUCUCAACUAAAGCAACAAACAGAAGUCAAUCCGAAAGAUAUUGCAGCUGAAAAAGUUAAAGAGAGACGGGCCAAGAAGGAGGAGGAGCGUGAUAAAAGAAGGAACGAAAGAGAGCUUAGACGACAAGAGAUGGAACAGAAAAAAAAAGAACAAGAAAAGAAAACGAAAGGAAAAACGAGACGUUCGAAACAAAAAAAAGAGGACAUCGUUAUGUCCGAAUCGGAAUCUUCGAGCGAAGAGGAUGACGGAUGUGCGCGCUGUUACGCCAACAAGCAAUGCGAUUUGGUUCUUCUCUGCGAUGGAUGUGACGCAGCGUAUCACACGUUGUGCUUACGACCGCCUGUUAUGAUCAUUCCAGAAGGUGACUGGUAUUGUCCAUUCUGUCAACAGAUGAAACUGAUCGAAAAACUGCAAGCGAAACUUGCGGACCUACGUGGAAAGAUACGUGCAAAAGAGCGGAAAUCUAAAAGGUUGGAUUUUUACGGUAUACGAGCAGCCAACAUACUGGAACAGUCAAGUGACGAAGGCCUCGGACGACGAAGAGCAGCCAGAAAAGUGGAUUACAAUUUCACUGAUUACGAUCAAAUGAUAUCUGAAGCAGUUUCGACCUACAAAAAAAAAGAUAACGGACAGCACGGAGAUGGAGCCGCAGAACGACAACACCACCACGAUGGAGAACGCCGCUCAAAAAGGGUUCUUGGCAAAAGGAAAAAACUGAACGACUUAAAUAGCGAUGACGAUGAAUAUUCCAGUGGAUCAAACUAUGAAAUGAGUGAUUCUGAUGUUGAUCGACGCGAUGAUAUGAGAGAUUUCCUUGUUGAUGAUGAUUACGACGAAAUGGAAGAAAGACAUCGCAAUAAGUAUCUGAGGCGAAGUAAAAGAAAUCAAGAUAAAAAUUCUCGUGGUGUAAGACGUCGUUAUGACAACGGCGGCGGUAGUGGGAACGAAGACAUCUUAAGCGAUAGCGACGACGGUUUUGGACCGCGUCGUUCAAGAAGACGAACCCGUUUGACGAAGGUAGCCAGAUACGCGGAAAAUUAUUCAGAUGAAAGUGAUACAAACGUUACAGAAAAUGAUAAAGACACAGACGAAUGGAAAGAAGAAGAUACCGGUGAAGAAGUGGUAGAGGAGGAUGAAAUGGUCAGUGCGUCCGAUAGCGCCGAAACUGAUAACCUGGAAACGCCUCAACGACCUCGUUUGCGUGCUAAAAAGUUUAAUAUUAAAAAGAAACAGAACGUGAUCGAUUCGGAUGAUGAGGACGAAGAUGUACCAUAUGACGAUGAAAGUGACGAAAAAGAGGAGGAGAUAGAAGAAAACGGAGAGGAGGGUAGUAAAGAAGAGGGGGAGGAUGAGAAAAAGGAGGAUGAACUAAAAAAGAAGGAAAAUAAGGGGGACGUAAUAGAUAAUAAAAAAGACGACUGUUGUAAUCCUGAGAAAGACGUUGGAGAUGAAAGUUGUCAACAAAAAGUUGAAAAGAGCGAUACUAAUGAAACAAAUAAACCUGAUGUGAAAGCUUUGGAGAGUCAAACUUUAGGAACAACACCAACUACAAAAUCACUUCCGAAUGAUUCCAGUGCCCAAAGUUGCAGUGAAAAUCCACUUGAUGGUAACAAUUGUUUACCUCCUGACAAUGCAAAUGUAUUGUCUUCCCAUACUUCAGCCAGCAUUAACGCUGUCACAACAAGUUCAACUCCGCGCCCACCACCUAUGCUGCCAUUGAGAGGUCAUUUCGACUGCAACGAUAGCUCCUCGGUCAACUCGACAUCAAAUGUGGCAGAAACGAUUCAUUCCACAAUGUCACCAGAAAUCAAUGUGCGUAUGCCAAUAAGCCGCCAUCCUGGCAUGAAUCCGUAUGCUAGCCCAUCGACCGCAUCGCAUCAACCUUAUCGACCGUACCAUAAUCAAUCUUCAUCUAUGAACUUACCAAUGCGACCAAGAGCAUCCUACCCUUAUCCGCCUACAGAUCGUGUGCCACACUCUGGUCAAUCUUUUUCCUCUCAGCCGUAUCCACCACGACAUUGGUCAGGCAUGAGAUAUCCCCACAAUUAUUACCAUGGCUCGCAUCACCCAUCAGCGAUUACACCAAGUAAGUUUUACGAACCCAGUUGGAAUUCUCCUGAGAUCGCAAGUGAUUGGCGUUAUCAGCCGCAAUCGGAGGCUCCGCAAAAUGCUAUGAACAGUAGGCAAUAUUUUAUGGAACGUGAAAAGAUGUAUAAAAAGCAGGUUAGGGAACAGGCUAAAUUACAGAAGGAUAUGAAAAAAAUGCAAAAGAUGAGAGAGAAGGAGGAAAGAAGGAGAACGGCUUCGCCACCGUUGUUUCAAGAGCAAAAGGCGGCAAAAAAUAUAGGCUAUUUUAAAAAUAUGGUUAUAUCUUCGGACGGUACACAAGAUAAACAAAGCCCUGGUAGUUUUCCUCCGUUUAGUCCAGCUAGACUUUAACUGAUAUUUUAGUUUGUUUUUUUAUUAUUUUAUCCGGAGAUAUUUUGCAACCCAGUUUUUAAAUUGCAAGCGAAAAGGGCAAAAUUCUGGUAGAAUGAAACGUUCGUUACGUUGCAUAUUAUUCCGUAUGUGCGAGGUACAUAAAAACAUCCGAAACGUUGGUUUAAAAGCUUCGCAUUUUUACGUGUAUGACCGAUUUUUAACUUUAUUCAUAGCUUGUAGAUAUAUUACUAUAGUUUUAAACCUCAAUAUAAUAAGGUUGCUCACAA